CGGAGGCUAGCGGAGCAGCUGCGUCCUCACGUCACUUCUCUCUCUGCGCACCGCGGAGACUCGCACCUCCUCCUCGCACCUCCUCCUCGGCUCCCGGGCCGCAGACCCUCUCCUCCCGGGGACAGCUACCGUCCUCCCGACCCGUGUCAGCGAUCGCUCCGCCCGGGCUGGCCGAGCACAUCGCGUUAGCCAGGUUAGCUCCUCGGCUAGCUAGCUCUGGCUGCCUCUCUACGACGAGCGAAGCCAGUUAGCCUAGCCUGCUAGCUAGCUUUGCUACAUCCCCCCUCCCCUCUCCUCCUCCCCCUCUCCUCCUCUUUAACAAACUUGACACUGACGGACGAGGGUCUCCUUCCUUCCGACCCUCCAGUCGUCGCCAUGUCCGGACAGUCGUCGGGCUGCGGCUUCCUCAUGUCGGUGGUGGUCCACGGGGACGCGGCUCUGAACGAGCAGGAGAAGGAGCUCAACCAGCGGCUCCGGAGGCUCUACCCGGCCGUCAACGAGACCGAGACCCCGCUGCCUCGCUCCUGGAGCCCGAAGGACAAGUUCAGCUACAUCGGCCUGUCCCAGAACAACCUGCGGGUGCACUACAAAGGUCAUGGCAAAACUCCUAAAGAUGCAGCGUCUGUUCGCGCCACUCAUCCCAUCCCAGCCGCCUGCGGGGUCUACUACUUCGAGGUGAAAAUCAUCAGUAAAGGCCGAGAUGGGUACAUGGGCAUCGGCCUCUCAGCUCAGGGUGUUAACAUGAACAGACUGCCCGGUUGGGACAAGCACUCGUAUGGUUACCACGGAGAUGAUGGACACUCCUUCUGCUCGUCCGGCACUGGGCAACCUUACGGACCCACGUUUACAACAGGCGACGUGAUUGGCUGCUGCGUUAACCUCAUCAACAACACGUGCUUCUACACAAAGAAUGGCCACAGCCUAGGUAUUGCCUUCACAGACCUACCACCGAACUUGUACCCGACCGUGGGCCUUCAGACUCCAGGGGAGGUGGUUGAUGCAAACUUCGGCCAGCACCCCUUUGUGUUCGACAUCGAGGACUACAUGCGCGAGUGGAGGACAAAGAUCCAGGCCCAGAUCGACCGCUUCCCCAUCGGGGAGCGUGAGGGCGAGUGGCAGUCCAUGAUCCAGAAGAUGGUGGCUUCCUACCUGGUGCACCACAGCUAUUGUGCCACAGCUGAAGCCUUUGCCAAAUCCACCGACCAGGCCGUCCACGAGGAGCUGGCCUCCAUCAAAAAUCGACAGAAAAUCCAGAAGCUGGUGUUGUCCGGUAGAAUGGGCGAGGCCAUCGAGACCACCCAGCAGCUCUACCCCAACCUCCUGGAGAGGAACCCAGACCUGCUCUUCAUGCUCAAGGUGAGACAGUUCAUUGAGAUGGUGAAUGGGACGGACAGUGAGGUGAGGUGUCUGGGAGGACGCAGCCCGAAGUCUCAGGACAGUUACCCCGGCUCCCCGCGACCCUUCAGCAGCCCGAGCCACAAAGCCAGCAGCUCCCAGCCGUACCUCACAGGGUUUGACAGCAACUGCUGUAAUGGCGUGACGUCUAAUAAGAGCCACAGCUCCUCCCCUCACAGUCACAAGCCCUGCCCUCCGAGCACUGGCUCCACCCCCCCAGCGUCUGACAUCAGCCUCAACGGGAGCCGCAGUCAACCGCCCAUCACCAGCAAUGACAUAGAUAUGGAGGUCGACCACUUCACCAACGGAGUGACAGAAUCCUCCUCCAAUGGUUUCCUCAACGGCAGCUCUAAACACACCGCGGAGCCGGACGACUGUGACGCAGACAUGGAAGUGGAAUCUGCUCAAUCCAAGCGGCAGCUGUGCGGUGGGAGCCAGGCAGCCAUCGAGAGAAUGAUCCAUUUCGGCCGGGAGCUCCAGAGCAUGAGCGAACACCUCCGCCGGGAGUGUGGCAAGAACUCCACCAACAAGAAGAUGCUCAAGGAUGCGUUCAGCCUCCUCGCCUACUCCGACCCGUGGAACAGUCCCGUCGGCUACCAGCUGGACGCCAUUCAAAGAGAGCCGGUCUGCUCCACCCUCAACAGUGCAAUAUUAGAGACUCACAACCUGCCCAAGCAGCCUCCUCUGGCCCAGGCCGUGGGUCAGGCCGCCCAGUGCCUGGUCAUCAUGGCACGGACUGGCAGCGGCUCCUGCGCCUUCGCCUCAGUGGACGAUUACUUGCACUAGCCGAGUGCAUACGAGCGCACACACACACACACACACACACACACACA
Limanda limanda (common dab) is the source of this 2228-nucleotide messenger RNA. RefSeq names its product RAN binding protein 9 (gene ranbp9). Gene Ontology annotation, molecular function: protein binding. Gene Ontology annotation, cellular component: cytoplasm. Lineage: Eukaryota; Metazoa; Chordata; Actinopteri; Pleuronectiformes; Pleuronectidae. Bases 376 to 2181 code for a protein of 601 amino acids. Gene Ontology annotation, biological process: cytoskeleton organization; cell surface receptor signaling pathway. The record is from RefSeq and is a predicted model, not a curated record. The transcript has 14 exons.